AUGGUCAAGUUCGUUCUGUUGUUGAAUAUUAUCUGCAUUAUAGAAAUUGUGACAGGAGGUAUUCCACCAGAAGAUGAUACUGAGGAAAAUCUUCUAACAAUUGUGCCUUGUGUGAAGCGCUUAUGUGAGAAGUACUUCAGAUCAGAGCGGAAAAUGAAGGGAUCACUAGCGAUAAUCAACAUCAAACCGGACACGUCUAGCUUCCAGCUGAACAUCUUAAAGUCAUUUAACCACGAUCCUCGCCACGAAAUGGGCGUAAUGGUCAAAGACGGCCGCAAGAAGCACUUCAAUGCUUCUCACGUCACGGAAAAGGCCAAGAACUAUCUGCUUCUGGUCAGUGAUUCUUCGGAGCUGGACGCACCGAUAGAUCAGUUGAGGCAUCUACCUACCUGGAAUCCGUUGGCCCAAGUUGUCGUACUUUUUACGUCGGAAAUGACAGCUGCCGUAUUCGAGGUCGAAGUUCGCAACGCUCUGCAGAAGUUGUUCGAUCAAGCGGUCCUCAGUGUUAAUGUUAUGGUGCAACGAUACAACACCAGCGUAUUGGAGGUGUGGACCUGGUUUCCGUACGAGAACGGGGGAUGUGCUGAUUCCAUCAAUACCAUUCGCAUGAUUGAUGAAUGUGAAUUUGCAGAAAUCUUAAUUGAGACACUGAACGGGGAUAAGGAGCCGACCUUUCCCAAUUUCGAAGACCUUUUCGACAACGAGACAAUGUCCGGAAACAGUUCAAUAGAAUUCGUUAUCGAUACCGAAGAGGAUGAAAGCACCCUAACGGAUAAUGACGCACCGGAAUCGGUUUGGGUCUUCCGGGAGCAACAUUAUUUCACCGAACUUUUCCCCAAAAUUCCGAAAGAUUACAACUGGUGUCCGCUCAAGAUUACCACCGCCAUUUGGGAACCGUUUGUGGUGGGUAACGAAACUCAUAUCGAGAAGGGGUUGGAAGUGUUGAUGGUCGAUGCAAUCACCAAGCGCAUGCAGCUUACGCCAGUUUAUCUGAUUAUGGACCCACGAAAGGCUUCGGCUAAGAUAACGGCUGAUAAUUCAACUGGCUUUUAUGCCAACUUGAUACAAAGAAGCACCGAUGUCAUGAUCGGUGGUCUGUACGAAAACCCGAUCGGACGUAAGCUUCUGUCGUCGUCGAUACCGUACUAUCAGGACGAUCUGACCUGGUGUGUUCCGUCGGCUCGGUUGGCACCCAAGUGGAUGAAUGUGUUCAUCAUCUUUAGCAUCUGGAUAUGGUUGGUGACGGUAGUCAUCAUAAUCGUGACGGCCGUCAUCCUGUACGCGAUGAACCGGAUCGGAAGCGAUUAUCGGGACCACCAAAAUUUUUCCUGGAUGUUGCUGCAAUCUCUGGCUUUAUCUCUGAGUAUCUACGCUCAUUGGUGGCCAACGAGAUUGACUGUUCAAAUUUUUCUACUCUGUUACAUGUUUUAUGGCAUGCACUGGAGUGUGGCCUAUCACAGUUUUUUGAUUACGGUACUGACCCGCCCGCGGUACGAGGUUCAAAUAAGCAGUGUAGAAGAUGCCAUCAGCAAUGGGUUUGAGUUUGCAGGAGCAGAGAAUACGCUGGUGCAUUUUGACAAACCGGACAGUACCUCGAGAUACAUAACAAAAGUAUAUCAGACAUGUCCGAUCAUGGAAGAUUGUGUGGCUCGGUUGCAUUCGGAACGAACAAUAGCAGUGGCCGUUUCCAGGGCACACUCUCACAAUAGUAAAAGUAUUGGAGAGGCGGAAAUGUUUUGCUUCGCAAGAACUGACAAUAUCCAGACCUAUUCGGUGGCCAUGAUGGUAAAGAAAGAUUUUCAUCUGCUGUCGAAGAUUAACGAUCUCAUAAGGCGUAUUAGCGAGUCGGGAUUGCUGGGCAAGUGGCAAGUUGAGAGCGAUAAGAUUCGUAUAGAUGAAGAUUUAGACGAUGAAGGUGGAGGUGGAGAAGGAGAAGCUCAGAUUGUGCUGAAAGUGGAACACAUCGAAGGGGCGUUCAUAUUGGGAGCCAUAGGGUUAGCGUUGGCAACGGUUGCCUUCAUUUGUGAGAUACUUCAUUUCCAAUUUCAGAAAAUAUUGAAAAAGAAAGCAAAACAUUCGAAACGUUCAUAAAGAAUAUGCUGGAGGCAAAUGCUUCAAAUAAACAAGAAAAAGUGUACCUAAGGGAAAGUUGGGUAGGGCGGACACUUUCAAUAUCUCUUUUUCUUUAAAUAUGUCUUCAUUUGUAUCAAUUCAUCAUUACAUUUAUAUUACAUUGUAACAUUAAAUUAUGAGUUCAGCUCAAUAAUGUUCAGAGCCCUAUAGAUUACUAGUCACUAAAAUGUAUUUACUCGACUAAAAUUUGUUGAGCACAAUUAAAUAUUGAAAUGUAGGAGAACAUCCUGUAAUGUCAAAAAAAAAAAUAAACCUAAACAUAAAAACUAUCCUAAAAUUAAACUAAUUGUAGAGAGGGCGAAUCUCUGCGAUCGAAGACUGCAACGACUUUUCCUCUGAAGUUAGAGAUGAUUUAUGGCCAUCUCUUCGAUCGAUUCAAUGCCCGCAAUCCGAUGAAGAUCUUCGGUGCUGUACCAAAAUCAUUUUCAGAACCUUGUUCUGAAUCCUCUGGAUGGCUUUCUUCCUCGUAGCACAGCAGCU
Uranotaenia lowii is the source of this 2613-nucleotide messenger RNA. RefSeq lists its product as uncharacterized. The coding region runs from base 1 to 2091 and encodes 696 amino acids. The record is from RefSeq and is a predicted model, not a curated record. NCBI's taxonomy places the organism in Eukaryota, Metazoa, Arthropoda, Insecta, Diptera, Culicidae. The transcript is spliced from 2 exons.